Molecule: messenger RNA, 2139 nt
Organism: Pochonia chlamydosporia 170
Lineage: Eukaryota; Fungi; Ascomycota; Sordariomycetes; Hypocreales; Clavicipitaceae
Product: non-SMC mitotic condensation complex subunit 1 domain-containing protein
Exons: 5
Coding region: 1-2139 (712 amino acids)
Biological process (GO): intracellular protein transport; vesicle-mediated transport
Cellular component (GO): membrane coat
Molecular function (GO): clathrin binding
Source: RefSeq, a predicted model, not a curated record
AUGUCUUCCAAAGACACUGGAGGGGACUCAAAGCUGUUCGCUCGAGGCAAAGUAGCUGAGCUGCGCCUUGAGCUGAACAGCGGCGGGAAGAAGGACAAGAAUUAUGCGAUUAAAAAGGUCGCCCUCAAGAGGAUCGUGGCCAACAUGACGAUGAGCAACAACGACAUGGUUGCCUUGUUUCCCGAUAUAAUCGCCUGCAUGCACAUCCCGAGCUUGGAAAUUAAGAAGAUGUGCUUCUUGUAUCUUGUCAACUAUGCCCGGGUACGCCCAGAAAUCGCAGUCAAGGCUAUUCCGGUAUUGGAAAACGAUAUGGAAGAUCAAAAUCCUCUAGUACGAGCUCUUGCGCUGCGGACAAUGUCGUACAUUCACGUCAAAGAGUUUGUCGAAGCCACGGUCCCGAUUGUAAAGCACAUGCUUCGCGACAACGACCCCUACGUACGCAAGACGGCUGCAUUCUGCGUUGCCAAACUCUACGACCACGACCGGCAAAUGGUUGAACGAUCGGACCUCAUCGAUAGACUAAAUUCCCUAUUGCGUGACGACAACCCAACCGUUGUUGCUAGUGCGCUAGCAGGCUUGAUGGACAUUUGGGAAAGGAGCGACGCUAUCAAACUUACCAUUGACUAUAGCAAUGCGUCAAAGAUGGUGGCCAUCUUGCCCGAUUGCUCAGAAUGGGGCCAAACGUACAUCCUUGAGGCGUUGAUGUCGUAUGUACCACAGGAAACAGGCGAGGCAGCGUUGCUGGCGGAGCGCAUUGCACCACGCCUUUCACAUUCAAAUUCAUCGGUUGUGCUGACAUGCAUCCGUGUCAUUCUGUACUUGAUGAAUUAUAUCGCAGACCAGAAGCAAAUCAGCGCAUUGUGCAGAAAGCUUUCACCACCGCUGGUCACCCUUCUUGCCAAGGGACCCGAAGUUCAGUACCUGGCGCUCCGUAACGCUUUGCUGAUUUUACAACGGAGACCGGAGGUGCUCAAGAACGAUAUUCGAGUAUUUUUCUGCAAAUAUAACGACCCGAUUUACGUCAAGGUCACGAAGCUGGAGCUCAUCUUCAUGCUCGCCAAUGAGAAGAAUAUCGACGAGGUGCUGACCGAGUUGCGAGAAUAUGCCACGGAAAUCGAUGUUCAUUUUGUCCGAAAGGCUGUUCGUGCGAUAGGAAAGUUGGCGAUCAAGAUUGAGCCUGCGGCCAGGCGGUGUAUCGACCUUUUACUGGAACUGGUGUCGACCAAGGUCACAUACAUCGUUCAGGAGGCGACUGUGGUUAUCAAAAACAUUUUCAGAAAGUACCCCAACCAAUACGAGUCCAUCAUCGGUACCCUGUGCGAGCACCUCGACUCGUUGGACGAGCCCGAAGCCAAAGCGGCAAUGGUCUGGGUCAUUGGACAGUAUGCCGAUCGUAUAGAGAACAGCGACGCGCUGCUAGAGGACUUUCUCUACUCAUUUUCAGAAGAACCAGUCGAGGUUCAACUAGCGCUCCUCACAGCCACGGUGAAGCUCUUCAUCCAAAGACCAACCAGAGCACAGGAGCUAGUCCCUAAGGUCUUAAAAUGGGCCACGGAGGAGACAGAUAACCCCGACCUACGUGACCGAGCAUACAUGUACUGGCGGCUAUUAUCCACAGACAUGAACACAGCAAAGCAAAUCGUCAUGGGGGACAAACCACCAAUUACAGCCGAAGCCGAGCGAUUAGAAGCACCAACCCUAGAAGAAAUGUGUCUCAACGUCGGCACCCUCGCCACUAUAUACCUCAAGCCCGUGCAGACAGUCUUCCGGUCCGCACGCCCCCGGAAACUCCAGGACUCACCUGCCCUGCAAAGACAAAAUCUGCCCACAGACACCGAUAACCAGAAGAGCAUCAGCAUGUUUGGCCGCGGCGGGCAACCGACCAACAUCGACCUGCGAAGUCGCAAUGCCGCGCCAGCCAAUGGCGAGGGCAACCUGUCACAAGCAGUGAGUGACGCAGACGCCUACUUCUCAACUAUUGGGACGCAGAUGGCCGCGAUGAGGCUGGACCAGGGCGAGGAUAUGUUUGGCGGUAGUAGUGGGAAUAUGACAGGUUAUGUUGUCAGUGCGCAUGCACCACAGGCGGUGCUGCAGCCGGCGCAGGGGGGAGGGAGUAAUGGUGAUUUGUUGGCGUUGUAA